This is a messenger RNA of Bombyx mandarina (wild silkworm), 2023 nucleotides long. RefSeq lists its product as uncharacterized. Gene Ontology annotation, molecular function: transmembrane transporter activity. Gene Ontology annotation, cellular component: membrane. The record is from RefSeq and is a predicted model, not a curated record. Gene Ontology annotation, biological process: transmembrane transport. NCBI's taxonomy places the organism in Eukaryota, Metazoa, Arthropoda, Insecta, Lepidoptera, Bombycidae.
GGGCUGUGAGCUCGUCCACCCAUCUAAGCAAUAAAUAAAAAAAAUCCACUAACAUUGUGUAAUUGCAAUAAAGUUGUUAAAUUUGGAAUCGCAACACAUCUAGUAUUCAGUUCAAAGUAAAGCUUGUGUAACGUGUCUAUCCAUCUAUUUGUUUACUGAUUAUUAUUUGCACAACUGCUCCAGAUCAAAACAGAACUGCUAAGCAUUUAACUGACUAGACGUGGCAAGUUUGGUGGUUGGAGGUGCUCAGUCGAAGUGAUAAUCGUUUCUCGAUAAUGUCUGGUACUGGACGAUGGACCUCGCCGUUCUUGAAACAGUGCUUUGCAGUAUCAAGUGUUAGUUUGAAUAUGAUCUCAUGUGGAUUAACAGUCGGCUUCAACGCUUCACUAUUCUCUGAACUUAGGAAGACACAAGAGAUACCUUUGAAUAUUGAUUCUGAAUCUUGGUUAGCGUCUCUCUCCGGAUUAACGAUUUUUAUUGGUGCUGUCGGAAGUUCAAUAAUAAUGGAAACGAUAGGGAGAAAGCCAGCCAUUGUCAUAAGUUCAGCGCUGAUGCUUUGCGGAUGGAUAUCUUUGAUCUGCGCUUCAUCAUUCGCUGUUUUGUUGACGGGAAAAAUUGUUCAAGGAAUUUCGACAGGGCUCGGCGCUAAUGUGGGCGGAAUAUUAAUUGCAGAAUAUUGCAGUCCGAAAUACCGGGGAGCCUUCAUCGCCACAAUACCAACAGCAAUGCUAUUCGGAGGAUUCAUUCCGCAUGCCUUUGCCAUGUUUUACAACUGGCAUGAAAUUUCAAAAAUCUUAAUAUUUUUCUCUUUACCCGGUUUUAUAAUGGCUGUACUCUCGCCUGAGUCCCCAACUUUUCUGGCGACUAAAGGACGUUACAAUGAAUGCAGGAAGGUUUUCCGCUGGCUGAGGGGAACAAACGAGGACGAAGAACUUGAAACAAUGAUUAAAACUGCCAUGAUUGUUAGAGAAAUUAAGGGAAACGGAAAGAAUAGUGUACCAAAUUUAAUUAAGAAAAAAAUUGCAUACAUCUUCACUAUGUUCAAAAAGAGAGAAUUUCGUAAUCCAGUUAUAAUUAUGGUGCACUUGAAUGCUAUUACUCAAUCAUGUGGUACUCUCAUCCAAGACAUGUACGCGCUGGACAUUCACAAAGCAUUAUAUGGCACAGACGCUUACAUGUUCAAAGUAAUAACAUCUUUGGACAUUUUGAAACUUAUUUCAAUGGUAUCAGCAAUUUACAUUGUCUCAAAAUUUAAACGGCGCCUCAUGCUUGUAAUAUUUGUAGGUUUGAAUAUAUUGGCAAAUCUAAGUGUAGCCGGCUAUAUUUACGCGAGAGAACACGACUUUCUUCCAUCUAAGAACUUGGCCUUCGGUAUUAUAUUACAUCAUUUCCAAAUUUUCACCAUAGGAGCUGGCUCCUGGCCGUUACCUUUUAUAAUCUGCAGUGAAAUAUACCCUAUAGAACACAAGGGCUUAUGUGGAAUGAUUAGCAGUGCAACUUUUUCAUUUUUUGUCUUUGCAAACAUCAAAUCCGCCUUAUAUUUGUUUUUUUACGUGGGGGUCGAUGGAGCAUUUUGCUUACACGCUUUGAUUCUCUUAUACAGCAUGCUUGUGUCUUACAUAAUGCUGCCAGAAACAAAAGAUAAAACUCUAUUAGACGUUGAAAAUGAAGUUAGGGGAUACGCUAUCGACGACUGCGAUGAAGGAAUCGAAUUAAAUGAUCAAUUAAAGGCAAGGGAGGAGAACUAAAUUACAGAAUUGUAAUAAACAUUUGAAAGUCAGAAGGGACUAUUAAGAUUGAUAUUGUCGUAGCUUUAAGGACAUCGUCGCCGGGUUUACUCAUAUCAACCAAAACGUCUAUGUUGAUCUUCAAAAUUCUCAAUAUUUUAGUAAAAUAUUCGUACAUAUUCGUACAUAUUCGAUAUCAUUGAAUGCAGCGAUUGCAUAUAGCAGAGAUGCGAAUGUUCCAAUGGAUGUGUGCAGUAACGAGAAUGGAUAGAAUACGGAAUAAAUAUGUUAGAGGA